Molecule: messenger RNA, 3201 nt
Organism: Lodderomyces beijingensis
Lineage: Eukaryota; Fungi; Ascomycota; Pichiomycetes; Serinales; Debaryomycetaceae
Source: the annotation of a GenBank genome assembly
AUGGUUGCAGAUAUUCAAGCAGAUGCGUCGAGUCAAAACCCCACUGCGACUCGUGACGAGGACCAUUUUGGUGAGCACACAAACCUCGAGAUCAGCUUAAAUUUAGGCUCUGAAGAUUUCGGCGGGAAUCUUUCACGACAGACUCGUUGGGAACCUCAUGACCACUUGGGUGUCCUGAAAGAGGAUGAACUGUGUGAGAGGGCUGCAACAAGAGAAAUCUUUAAAGAUCUGGACCAACCUGGAGACUCCAGUGUCGCGGAUCUGGAGCUUGAUAUCACCUCAUUGCAUAUUCAAUGCAAUUCAACUCAAAUUGACCAGUACAGUGAGUCGGAACCAAUUAGCUUAGGGGAGGAAGAAGAAGAAGAGGAGGAAGAGGAGGAGGAGGAAGAGGAGGAGGAGGAAGAGGUGGGACUGGUAUUACUUGAAAAUGGGACAGGGAAUGGGGACCUGUUACCUGAGACCCAAGUGAUCAAAACAAGAAACGUGACACAGUUUGAGUUGAUUGGCGGGGACAGUUUUUUGAUAAGAGGCUCCCUGUAUUCUCUCAAAAAUAAUGAAGAAUUGGCUGAAACACAAAUCAUCUCGAGGCGACGACUACCCGAGUCGUCUGACCGACACUUGGUACCAAGAGGGCAACCUGAUUUACAAGAUACUCAGCCCAUUUUGAAAAGACGUAAAGCCGCAAGUGCGUUGUCCUUGGAUACUCUGAGUCAGAAAGCCCAAAGCCUGCCGGCAGCGCAAGAGGUUGUAGACAUUCCUACGCAACUGGGGGAAAUCGCCGGUGCAGGUGGGGCAGACGUGGAAAAAACUCAGCCCGAUGCUGAUACCGACUUAACUUACAACACUGGCUCUUCCCAGGCGGCGGGUUCUUCCCCGGAAAUUUGCAGACUAAAGUCCUAUAGACAAGUGAUAAACACCCAGGAUGAGAUUGUACCGACACACAGUCAAAAUUCUCACCGGGUGGUUGAAGUGCAAACAGAUGACGAACGAGAUUUGACCCACGAAAAGGAGGUAGAUGAAGAGGAACAGGAGGAAGAACAGGAAGAAGAAGAAACCGAUGUUCCGGUGGAUCAGGACUUUAGCCAGUAUCCCGACAGUCUAGUGGCUUACCGCAAGAGAAGACUUUCUAGGAGUCCUGUGAGAGUGAAACGAAAUCGCACGGCCAACGCUAGAAUGACUGAGGAGGUAGACGAGGAGGAGCGCGAGCACGAGCACCAGGAAACAAAGGAAAAGAAGAAAAUGGAUUAUUUCACGCCGGCUCCCGAUUUGAAAAGCCGUCCAGUGCCGUUGGUGUUUGCUUCACCAUUUGAUAACGUAUUCAUUCUGUUGUCAUCGUCGUCGUCGUCUUCCUCGUCUUCCUCGUCUCCCUCGAAAAGACCAUUGCAUCCUCUGGUGGUGACUGACCACGACCUGAACUUGAACUUGAAUUUGAACUUGAAUCUGAACGGGAACGGACAGAGGCAGAGGCGGAGGCAGCCUCCGGAGGUUGAAAGCAUCAAGAAUAAUCUGCUGCCAGACGAAUACGUUCAACCAUUAAGAUUACCGCCAAGCUCGCCAGCACUAGCGCAGACACUGUGCGACAAAGAUGAAGAUGUGCCUGGCUUCGAUGAAACAUCCGCUAAUGAUAGUUCACCGGCUACGGCAAGGCGACAGCGAGUGCACAAAGUUCCUGAAUCGCAGUCGGGGGCAGAAGACAUUUCAGGUGCUACUGAUGAUCACGCAAGUUCCCCCAACUCCAAUGUGCUAAGAGAGGAAAAAUCGAAUACUCUCACUCGCAAAGAUAUCCUCCACAGGGAUACUGUCUGGGCUAUGUACAAUUUAAAGAUGUUUGCCGGGAGAUUGAUUUCGAGGUAUAGUGAGAGUCUGAUUGUGGAUUUUCUUGAAGGUUCAUACACCAUCAAGAAUGAGGACCUCCACCCGCUUGAUUUGAGGAUUGGCGAUACCGUGAAUAUAAAGCUGAAGAGGUUCAAGUGUAUUGUGACGGGACUUUCAUGUGGAAGCGAAUCUUUAAAUUCAAUCAGUUGUCUACGCGGUUACAGCACGGUUCAUGUAACCAAACGCUCGCACAAGGCCAAUGCACCUGCUGAGGAACUCACCGUGCCACUAGCCGAGUGUCAUAUGGAAUUAAAGGACUGGAUGAUGCAUCAAGAAAAGUUCAAGUUGAAUUUAAAAGAUGUUGGGUUGAUACUGCGUGCUAAUUCCUCGAUAGCUGACCGCUGCCCCAGCCGUCAUUCUACGUUGGAGCCUGCGCAACCUUUGACGCCGACAGCCAACACAAAACUGUCCAAGAGACUUUACAGCGAAAACGAGUUGCCAAAGUUGAGUCCCUCGCCAAAGAAAUCGGCUGUUGGCACGUCUCCGCUCUUCGCGGGAAGAUUGUUUUGCGUCACGAAUGUCGACGAAGAGACAAAGGACAAGCUUAAACAAAAGAUCGAGCUUAAUGGAGGUUUGUAUUUGGAUUCGAAUUUCGACGACAUUAUCAGCUACCAGGAGAAAAGAGACAAAGGUGGGGGAUUGCAUCUUGUUUCCAACCACUUAUCAAUGGUUCCUGAUGUGCGCUUUGGGUGCUUAUUGUCAAACAAUUACUGUCGCAGUUCGAAAUAUUUAAAGGCUUUGGCCCUCGGCUGGCCCGUUCUUUCAGACGCGUAUAUUGAUGCUGUCAUCGAUGACCCGCUGUGCAUAAACGACUGGUGUGUUUAUUUGUUACCUGCUGGAAUCUCGGCCCAUAUGAAUAAUAGUUUGAAAAGUCUUGACGUUUACCAGUUUAGAGUCAAUUUCAACAACCAUGCAGCUCUAGUGGCUCAGUUGGAAAAUAAUGCUGAGCUUUUGAAGGGUUAUAACCUUGUCAUUUUAGGGCUGAAGAGUAGACGAAGUUUCAUCGAGUUGGAUACAUGCAAAUUCAUUUUCCAUGCUUUUGGAGUCAAGUCUUGGAACGAGUGUAGUUCUAGACAAGAUAUCGAGCGGGUCUGCCGCAUGUCUCGUGGUAAUGGAGAAAAAGUCUUGAUUUACGACGAUGAUGGCGAUGGCCUUGCCAGCGAAGUGUUUGAGAAGGUUAAUGUAGCACCAGCUGGUCCAGGGAGAAUAAACUCGGGUAAACAUCAAAAGUUUGAGGCAAAGGUUAUCAAUUGGGAAUGGGUAGUUCAGUGCGUUAUAAGUAGACACAUCUGGGACCCAAACAAUACAAUUACUUUGUAUCUAUGA